AUGCUACCUUUGUUACUUUUCCUCACCAUUCCCUCGCUAUUGUUUGCAUUUGAUUGUGGAUCGGAUCCCAUUCAAAAUAGUCUCUCUGAAAUGGUCAUCAAAAUCGACUGCCCAGCCAGGUUAGAUGCUUUCAACAAUUGCUGCACGGCACACGAUAGAUGUUAUGCAGCAAAAGCGGGUAGAGAGAACUGCGACGAAAUCUUUUGCGAUUGCACGACACAGGCUGGGAAUGUCAAUUUACAAUGCCAAGCUCAUGGCCGAAACUUCUGUGGAAUGGUUCGAAAUUUCGGCUCACUUGCAUAUGCAACGGGAAGAAAA
Messenger RNA from Mesorhabditis belari, 318 nucleotides. The record is from the annotation of a GenBank genome assembly. NCBI's taxonomy places the organism in Eukaryota, Metazoa, Nematoda, Chromadorea, Rhabditida, Rhabditidae.